AUGCCAACCCUCACCAAUUUCUACACCAUCCAAGAUGCAUCCCACCACAAAACAGAAGACGACUGCUGGAUCAUUGUCGAUGGGAAGGUAUACGAUGUGACACAAUAUUUGGAAGAUCAUCCCGGUGGAGAUGAUGUAAUCCUCGCUGCAACCGGGAGAGAUGCAACUGAAGAUUUUGAAGAUGCUGGCCACAGCAAAAGUGCAAGAGAACUUAUGGAGAAAUAUUACAUCGGUGAAUUUGACACUUCGUCUACGAUUUCAACCAAGAAAGGUUAUUACGAAAAGUUCACGACGCAGCUGAAGAAUAAACCAUAUAUGGGUUUUUCCGUAGCUGUAGUUGGCAUCUCUGUGGUGGUUGGUUUCUUAUACUUAAGGAAGAAGUAA
Molecule: messenger RNA, 384 nt
Organism: Vicia faba (fava bean)
Lineage: Eukaryota; Viridiplantae; Streptophyta; Magnoliopsida; Fabales; Fabaceae
Source: the annotation of a GenBank genome assembly